This is a messenger RNA of Drosophila biarmipes, 774 nucleotides long. RefSeq lists its product as uncharacterized. The transcript has 2 exons. Lineage: Eukaryota; Metazoa; Arthropoda; Insecta; Diptera; Drosophilidae. The coding region runs from base 45 to 599 and encodes 184 amino acids. The record is from RefSeq and is a predicted model, not a curated record.
ACCUCUUUAGUACAUGAUCGAACUUCAGUCUUAUAACCAUCGAAAUGAGGUCUCCUUCGGCUCCGAAUCUGGUGGUGCUCGUGACCAUCCUCCUCGCCAUCCAAAUAUUUGGGGUGCGGGCUGAAAAACACAUAAAGAUCGGAAGAAUCGAAAAGGUCAAGGAGAACGACAGGUUUCUGGAAAGCAAUUUAAGCAUUGCGGAGGACGCGGAUAAUGUGCUCAAAGUCAACGGAGAUCUAAAGUUGAAUUAUGAAUGGGACGAUCAUUUUGAGUUGGAAGUCUAUGUAAAUCGUUCCGACGAACACGGUGGCGAUUAUGAGAUGGCCUAUUAUGGAGCCAAAAUUGGGGUUUGCAAGUUUUUGAAGACCUAUUACAAGGACUUCUUCUACGACCGGAUCAAGGACUACUCCAAUGCUCCGGACCCGGACACCUGUCCCCUGCCAGAGGGUUCUCACUUCCACUUGGUCGACUAUCCGCUGGACGUCAAGCUGCUGAAGAGCCUGUUGAAGCCGGGCCAUUACCGUAUCGAAUUUAAGGCUAUGCUGGAUCACCUUAUGUAUCCCAUAAUAUAUGAGGGGGAGUUGGAGGUGUUAGAAUGAAUCCAGAAGUGGUGGAUCACAGGAAAACCAACCGCAAUUAGGAAGUCAAAAUUAAAAUACAUUCUUACACUACUUACUACCUUUGAAUAAAAUUGUAUUUGAAAGUUUUGGACAUUAAUUCCAACACCUUUACUGUAAUUGUCUUUUGGUCAUUGAAGAUGAAACCGCUUUUUAA